Rubroshorea leprosula is the source of this 596-nucleotide messenger RNA. The record is from the annotation of a GenBank genome assembly. NCBI's taxonomy places the organism in Eukaryota, Viridiplantae, Streptophyta, Magnoliopsida, Malvales, Dipterocarpaceae.
GGGGUUGCAAUGGGCACUGAGACAGUAAAGAAGAAGGCUGGACCCCCUCAAAUUGUUAAAUUGGACAAGGCAUUGAAACUGGCUGAACAAUGGGUUAAUAAUAUGAGUGGAUCUCUGGAGCAUGAACCAGUCGAAGUAGAGCCAGAAGGCCGACCCCCUAAGCUGGGACUAGGAGCUAAAGUUUCUCGGCAAUUCAAAGUUGGACCUUCUAAUGAUCCUGUUGAAAGAAAAUUAUAUGCAAAGCUAGAUGUUGGAAAAAGAAAAGCCUCCAAAAGCAUUGAGGAGUCUACUUCAUAUGGUAGGGAUGAAUCCACUGAGGAAGAAGAGGAAGGGGAUUUAGAGAGUAGAAGUAGUGUGUUUACCAAGAAGAGAGCAGUUCCUCCUACGCCAACUUUACAGGCAAAGAAGAAACAGAAGUAACUCAAAUCUCUUGUAAAAUUGGCUCUUAUUAACUUGUGUUGUAAUUUCCUGCGUUACAUACUUGAUAACUUUAAUAUUUUUCUUAAUGGGAACCAAGGUUGUGCCUAUUAUUUUCCUUUUAUAUACUUGCCAAUUAUGAAAUUAUCUUUGUCAAAGAAUCAAAUGUACAUAUUUGC